Molecule: messenger RNA, 1488 nt
Organism: Elephantulus edwardii (Cape elephant shrew)
Lineage: Eukaryota; Metazoa; Chordata; Mammalia; Macroscelidea; Macroscelididae
Product: cytochrome P450 2F2-like
Exons: 9
Coding region: 1-1488 (495 amino acids)
Biological process (GO): xenobiotic metabolic process
Cellular component (GO): cytoplasm; intracellular membrane-bounded organelle
Molecular function (GO): iron ion binding; heme binding; oxidoreductase activity, acting on paired donors, with incorporation or reduction of molecular oxygen, reduced flavin or flavoprotein as one donor, and incorporation of one atom of oxygen
Source: RefSeq, a predicted model, not a curated record
AUGAACGCAGGCCUGGUAGCCCUGCUGCUGCUGUUGCUCCUGGUGAUGGCGCUGGUGAGGCGCAGGCAGGGCGCGCGGGGCGCUAAGAGGCGAGGUGCCCUGCCUCCCGGGCCCGCGCCGCUCCCGCUGCUGGGGAACUUGCUGCAGCUGCGCUCUCAGCGCCUGGACUGUGCACUGAUGGAGCUCUCUGGCCGCUGGGGCCCGGUGUUCACCGUGCGGUUAGGCCCACGCCCUGCGGUGGUGCUGUGCGGCUACACGGCGCUGCGGGACGCAUUAGUGCUGCAGGCGGACACCUUCUCGGGCCGCGGGGCCAUGGCUGUCUUCGAACGCUUCACACGCGGAAACGGCAUCGUCUUUUCUAAUGGUGCGCGCUGGCUGACCCUGCGCAAUUUUGCACUUGGAGCCCUGAAGGAGUUCGGGCUAGGAAAGCGGACCAUCGAAGAGCGUGUCCUGGAGGAAGCAGCUUGUCUACUUGGUGAAUUUCAAGCCACCGUUGGAGUCCCUUUCGACCCGAGGCGGCUACUGGACAAUGCUGUGUCCAAUGUUAUCUGUUCGGUGGUCUUUGGGAGUCGCUACGGCUACGGGGACCCGGAGUUCCUGAGGCUCCUGGAUCUCUUCAAUGACAACUUCCGCAUCAUGAGUUCCAGAUGGGGCGAGAUGUACAAUAUUUUCCCUUCUUUCCUGGACUGGCUCCCGGGCCCGCACCAUCGAAUCUUCCGAAACUUUGCAGAGCUGCGGGUCUUCAUCUCUGAGCAGAUCCAGCGGCACAGACAGACACGCCAGCCCGGGGAGCCCCGAGAUUUUAUCGACUGCUUCCUUGACCAGAUUGAUAAGGAACCGCAGGACGCAGAGGGUCAUUUUCAGGAGGAGACCCUGGUGAUGACCACACACAACCUUUUCUUCGGAGGAACGGAGACUACAAGCACCACUCUGCGCUAUGGGAUUCUCAUUCUGCUCAAGUACCCGGAGGUGGCAGCGAAGUUGCAGGCGGAGCUGGAUGAGGUGGUGGGUCGAGCCCGCCCCCCGGUUCAGGCCGACCGCGCACACCUGCCCUACACCAACGCGGUGCUUCACGAGAUCCAGCGUUUCAUCAGCGUGCUGCCACUGGGGCUGCCGCGCGCCCUCACCCGCGACACCCACCUGCGCGGCCACUUCCUGCCCAAGGGCACCUUCGUGAUCCCUCUGCUUGCGUCAGCGCACCGCGAUCCCACUCAAUUCAAGGACCCGGACAGUUUCAACCCCAGCAACUUCCUGGACGACAAGGGCGAAUUCAAAAGCAACGAUGCCUUCAUGCCUUUUGCCCCAGGAAAGCGGAUGUGCCUGGGUGCCAGCCUGGCCCGAAGCGAGAUCUUCCUCUUCUUUACCGCCAUACUCCAGCGGUUCUGUCUCCUCCCUACAGGGAGCCCCGCAGACAUCGACCUAACCCCUCAGUGCACUGGGCUGGGCAACGUGCCCCCUGCCUUCCAGCUCCGCGUUGUGGCCCGGUAA